AUGGAUGAGAAAGGGAGAGAUCAGCUGAUUGGUAAAACUGUGAAGAAGAGAAGGAGAGGAGGUGAGGAGGAGAAGCUGAGCGAGCGUGUCGUGGUUUUUGAGGCUCAGGGGGGGUUGGGGUGGGGGGGGUAACAGGAUUGGUCGUGUCUGUGCGACCCACCAGGAGGACAAUGGGAGCGGCGGGGGUGGGGCGAGUGUCACACGCUUUUGCUUUGUGGUUCGGUCAACAGGCGUGUGCCGCGGGUGUUGUCUCGCCUCCCUCGCCUGCUGUCCGACUGCGGGGACCGAGCGGCGGCCAUGAGAACCGGGGCCCCGGGCCCUUUAAUGAGGGGCGUGCUGUUUCUUAUCAAAGAUGGACAAGCCAUCAUUACAAUCAUCAUUAGAAGCUGCACAAAGGAGCACGCCUCCCUCAGCUACGGAUGA
Messenger RNA from Xyrichtys novacula (pearly razorfish), 423 nucleotides. The record is from the annotation of a GenBank genome assembly. NCBI's taxonomy places the organism in Eukaryota, Metazoa, Chordata, Actinopteri, Labriformes, Labridae.